AUGGCAAAUAUUCUAUACUACCCCCAGAAACCGUUGGCCACUACCCGUUCGAUGGAGUUCCUCAAAUUCAGAGAGCUUCCUGCCGGUCAGAAUGCUAUAGUCGCAAUUCUCUGCUAUAGUGGUUACAAUCAGGAGGAUUCUGUCAUCAUGAAUCAGAGCAGUAUUGAUCGUGGAUUGUUCCGGAGUUUGUUCUAUCGAUCCUAUAUGGAUCAAGAGAAACGGAUCGGAAUGCAAAUUGUAGAAGAGUUCGAGAAGCCAACGAGGAACAACACGCUUAAACUGAAGCACGGCACCUAUGACAAAUUGGAUGAUGAUGGGCUGAUCGCCCCCGGUGUGAGAGUUUCGGGAGAGGACAUUAUUAUUGGCAAGACAGCGCCAAUCGCUCCUGAUGUCGAUGAAAUGGGCCAGAGACAAAAAUACCAUACCAAACGCGACGUUUCUACACCACUUAGAAGCACAGAGAACGGUAUCGUUGACCAGGUCAUGCUUACCACAAACGCUGAGGGUUUGAAGUUUGUUAAAGUCCGAAUGAGAACAACUAAGAUUCCACAGAUUGGAGACAAAUUUGCCUCUAGGCAUGGACAAAAGGGCACGAUCGGUAUUACGUACAGACAAGAAGACAUGCCCUUCACUUGCGAAGGAAUCGUUCCUGAUCUCAUUAUCAAUCCCCAUGCCAUCCCAUCCCGUAUGACGAUUGCCCACUUGAUCGAGUGCCAAUUGAGCAAAGUCUCUUCAUUACGAGGGUUCGAAGGAGACGCGACCCCUUUCACCGAUGUGACAGUUGACUCCGUAUCCACUCUUUUGCGGCAGAACGGCUAUCAGUCUCGGGGUUUCGAGGUCAUGUACAACGGCUAUACUGGUAGGAAGCUAGUUGCCCAGGUGUUCCUAGGACCCACCUAUUACCAACGCCUCAGACAUAUGGUUGACGACAAGAUUCAUGCUCGGGCCAGAGGACCUGUCCAGAUUCUCACUCGCCAACCUGUUGAGGGUCGUGCUAGAGAUGGUGGUCUUCGUUUCGGGGAGAUGGAACGCGAUUGUAUGAUCGCUCACGGUGCCAGCGCUUUUCUCAAAGAGAGACUCUUCGAGGUCUCGGAUGCUUUUAGAGUCCACAUCUGUGAUAUCUGCGGACUCAUGACGCCCAUCGCGAAUCUUAAGAAAAACCUCUUCGAGUGCCGUCCGUGUCGCAACAAGACUAAAAUUUCCCAAAUCCACCUCCCGUACGCCGCCAAGCUACUCUUUCAAGAGUUGGCUUCAAUGAACAUCGCUGCUAGGAUGUAUCAUAAACGUUCUGGCGUGAGUGUUAGAAAUUGAAGGACUACUGAAAUGAGAUAGCUCGGUUGGAUUAAUGGGUUUUUCUUUUCAUCUCUUUUGUCUGAAAAUCUUGGGUUCGGGGUUAAUUAGUGGGUAUGAAUGGAGGCCGUUUCCUUUUUUUCUUUCCUUUUUGCUCUUCCUUGAGGUAUGUUUACCGUUUUUCUUUUCAACACUUUUGAUUUCCCCCAAAUCAUUUGUUGCUCACUAGUUCCUCCCCCCCACAAAAAGGGGUAUUAGAGGACCCCAUGUACUGUACAGUUAUCACUAUUUUCCCAGUUGCGUAAAUUUUAGACUGAAUGAGAAUGUACGAUAUACUUACUGGCUAAUCGUUCAUUUUUUUCCUUUUCGUUCUCUUCUAUUUGCUUGGCGAGUGAUGUUGGAGAUUGUCGGUUUGGGUGUGGUGGAGGGAAUACCACCCCCCAGGAGAAUGGACGGAGGGGCUUUGUAUAUUAUGGUGCAUCUGUCUCCACUCCGGGGGCGUGGCGGUGUUCGUGUCUCGAUCAUUGUAUAUCACUCGAUGCAUUGAUUCCAGGGGUGCUGACUGCAGCACCCGUCCCUCGAUCAAGGGUA
Molecule: messenger RNA, 1881 nt
Organism: Tuber melanosporum (Perigord truffle)
Lineage: Eukaryota; Fungi; Ascomycota; Pezizomycetes; Pezizales; Tuberaceae
Exons: 5
Coding region: 1-1311 (436 amino acids)
Biological process (GO): DNA-templated transcription
Cellular component (GO): RNA polymerase II, core complex
Molecular function (GO): DNA-directed RNA polymerase activity; DNA binding; ribonucleoside binding
Source: RefSeq, a predicted model, not a curated record